Molecule: messenger RNA, 3846 nt
Organism: Dipodomys spectabilis (banner-tailed kangaroo rat)
Lineage: Eukaryota; Metazoa; Chordata; Mammalia; Rodentia; Heteromyidae
Gene: Magel2
Product: MAGE family member L2
Exons: 3
Coding region: 1-3846 (1281 amino acids)
Biological process (GO): negative regulation of transcription by RNA polymerase II
Cellular component (GO): nucleus
Source: RefSeq, a predicted model, not a curated record
AUGUCGCAGCUAAGUACGGGCCUGGGGGACGCCGCCAGCCCGCCGCCGGCCGCCGCGCCGGUGGUGGCGGUGGUGGAGGCGCCCAAGCCGCCGCAGCCGCCGCCGCCGCCGCUCUAUAGCCGCCCCACCGUGCUGAUGCGCGCCCCGCCCGCCUCCUCCCGGGCGGCCCCCGUCCCGUGGGAUCCUCCUCCCCUGGACUUGGCGCUGCCCCUGGCCGCCUGGCCGGCGCCCCAGCCCGCCUGGGAGCCUCCCCCGGCCCCGCUGCCUCCCGCGCCCCCGGUGGUGGCGGCGGCGGCCGCGGCGGCGGCGGCGGCGGCGGCGGCCGGGUCUCCGCUGGUCCAGCCGCCCGCCCUGGGGCCCCCGCUGGUCCCCGCUGCCCAGCUCGCGGGGCCGCCGCCGCCGCCGCCGCCGCUGGGCAAGCCUCCUCCUCCGACGCCCGGAGUCCUGAUGAUCCACCCGGCUCCUCCUCCUGGGACCCCGCUGGCGCAGCCGCCGCCGCCGCCGCCGCCGACGCCGGGAGUCCUCAUGCUGCACCCGUCUGCGGCUCACGGGGCCCCGCUGCCGCCUCCCCCGCCCCCUCCCCCUCCUCCCCCCGGGACCCCUCUGUCCCACCCUCCUCCGGGGACCCCGCUGGGCCACCCCGGGCUUCCCGGGACCCCGCUGGUGCCCCCUCCCCCUCCGGGGACCCCGCUGGUGCACCCGCCCCCUCCGGGGACCCCGCUGGUGCACCCGCCCCCGCCGGGGACCCCCAUAGCGCACCCGCCGCCUCCGGUGACCCCGCUGGUGCACCCUCCGCCGCCGGUGACCCCGCUGGUGCACCCCCCGCCUCCCGGGACGCCGAUGACGCAGCCGACGGCGCCAGGAGUCCUGAUGGCCCAGCCGAUGACGCCCGGAGUCCUGAUGGUUCAUCCUUCUGCACCAGGAGCGCCGAUGGCCCAGCCGCCGCCUCUGGGAGCCCCGCUGGCCAAGCCUCCGGCUUCCAACCUCAUGAUGAUCCCCCAGGGCGGCAGAGCGCCCAUCAUCCAGCCGCCGGUGUCCGGAGCGCCCAUGGCGCAACCAGUGGCUCCCCCGGCCCAGUCACUGGCCACUUGGGCCCCGCACGGUCAGCCCUUGAUCUUGCAAAUCCAGUCUCAGGUCGUCAGGGCCCCGCCACAAGUUCCCCAGCUCCCUCCACUGCCUCAGAUACCCCAGCUGCCCCAACCGCCCCAGGUGCAGCUGGCCACGCCCCCCGGCUGGCAAACUACCACACCUGGGUGGCAGGCCCCGCCCCAGGCGUGGCAAGCCACGCCCUUGACCUGGCAUACCACUCAGGUCACGUGGCAGGCCCCCGCCAUCGCCUGGCAGGCCCCCCCGCCGCCCCCGCCACCCCCGCCGCCACCCCCGGUGCGCCAGGGGCCCCCCCCAGCCAUGCGUUCCGGGCCUACCCCUAUCCGCCCUGGACCACCCCCAGGCAUGCGGCAGAGCCAGAAUACGGGCCGCCAGGCCUCACCGAGCAUGCGCCAGACCCCGCCCUCCAUGCGCCAGGCGCCGCCGCUGCUCCGCCAGAUGCCCAUCCGGCCGGCUCCGCAGGCCUUGGCGUCUCAGCCGCAGCUCUGGCACACCCUGCCGCCUCCCCCACCCCUGCGGCAGGCCCCGCAGGCUCGUCUGCUGGCCCAGCAGGCCCAGGGGCCGCCACCUGCGCUGCAGGGACCCGUGGUGCUGCCCGUUGGCCCCCAGGCGGCCCAGUUAGUGCUGCCAGUCUCACAGCCUGACCCCGAGGAGGCCCCCGAGGCCGUGCACUGCCCAUCCAUCAUCUGGCAGGGCCCCAAAGGCCAGGUCCUCGUGCCAGAGGAGCUGCCCAUGUCGCUGGAGUACGAGGAGGUGCAGCAGGCCGAGGAGGGACCCAGUCACUUCUGGCAGCCUCUGCCCACCCAGGAGGCCCAGGAGCAGGCCCCCGUGAUGGUCCAGCUGGAGCAGCAGCCCUUUCGGGGGGCUCAGGACCCCCAAAAAGCCAGGCAGACUCGGCUACCCUCCCAGGAGGCCGAGCCCACGGGCUUGCAGGCAGAAAUGCCAACAGUGCAACUGCAACCAUCCUGGGAAGGGUCACCCCCCAUGCUGCAGGGGGAACCCGAAGGACCCCUAGAGGCGACAAAUUUUCCCAGGGGUGCCUCUAGCUCAUUUAUGACUCCAGGAGGAGAAUCUAGGGCCUCUAGCUCUAGAGAGCACGGGGGCUCUUCUAGAGAACGUGGGACCUCUUCGAAGGAGAAAAAGGGCCCUCCCAAAGAUCGCAUGAUCUUUGCUGCCACCUUCAGUGCUACCAGGGCGAUGCCAGUCUCCAGGGCACACCUGCCACCUGCCUGGAGGAACUGGUCAGCCACCUCGGAGACCUGCAUUGCCACCCCGAGGGUCUCUCCAUCUACCUCCUACUACCGGGCUGCCUCUCCUCAUGCCUUCACAGGCCCACUGGCCACCACUGAGGGCCCCAGGCCACUGCCCUUUUGUCUGCCUGGGCCAUACGCCUGCAUGGGGCCACCCCUGCCUGCCGUCCAGUGGGUUCCAGAACCCCAGGUGAAUGCCCCGAGGGCAUUCAAGAGGGUGCCCACCGUCCCCAUGGCGACAGCCCCUGUCCCGAUGGCCACAGCCGUUGUCCCUCCGGUGGUGGCUGCGGCAGCAGCAGCGGCAGUGGCAGCUGCCCCUGCUCAGGAGGACUCCAAGACCGUGGAGCCACCACGCCGCCCGUGCAAAGCCACACGGAAGAAGAAGCAUCUGGAACCUAAAGAGGACAGGGGGGGCCGCCGGGGGGCCAUGUGUGACUUCCUGGGCCUGCCAGCUGGGGAGGAUCCCAGAGUGUGUUACUGGGAGGGACAGGGCUCUGACCAGCUUCUGGGGGACUACCCCUACAUCUCUGGUGCCAUAAGUGGUUGGGAGUGCAACAAUACCUCCAGGAUCCUGAGUGGAUGGGAACCACCCAGCACCUGCUGGGCGGUGGAUGGCCCCAGCACCUCCAGAGCCACAGGUCACUGCAGAGGCCCACACUGCUCUCUGCCAUUAAUCAGUGAGGCCUUCUGUCUCUCUCAGGGAUCCAGGGCCACCCAGAGGGGUCGCCACGGGGCACUGGAGCCAUUGUCUCCCUCAGAUAGGAGAACAGAUCCACUGGUGCAAUUUCUCUUGGUCAGUGACCAAGUCCAGGUGCCCAUCCAGCACUCGGAGAUGGUAAAUGUCGUCCUCCGAGAAUACAACCCCGAGUGCUUUGAUGAUGAUGAGGAGGAGGAGGACGACACUACCACCAUGAAGCGGGGGUGUGCCUUUGGUCGGUCAAAGGGCGGCUGUGCCAGAAGCCGGACCGAUGUGAUCAUGCAGAAGCUGGGGGAGGCUCAGGGUGGUUUUGUGGCUCCCUGCUUAGACAGGCCCAAGUUUGGCCUUCUGAUGGUGGUGCUGAGCCUCAUCUUCAUGAAAGGCAACUGCAUCCGGGAGAGUCUGAUCUUUCAUUUUCUCUUCCGGCUAGGGCUGGAUGUCCGGGAGACCACCGGUCUCUUUGGGAAUGCAAGGAAGCUCAUUACGGAUGAGUUUGUGAGGCACAAGUACCUGGAGUACAGGAGGAUCCCUUGCACUGAGCCAGCGGAGUACGAACUCCUCUGGGGGCCCCGGGCAUUCCUUGAGACCAGCAAGAUGCUGGUCCUGAGGUUCCUGGCCAAACUUCACAGGAUCGACCCCCAGAGCUGGCCCUUCCAUUACCUGGAGGCGCUGGCAGAGUUUGACAGUGAUGAUGAGGAGGAUGUGGAGGUGGAGGUGGAGUGCCUUCUCCUUCUGGGCAGCGGGGCGGCCACUGGUCUCUGUGUCACCGCAGACAGAGAGCAAACCUCAUAA